Molecule: messenger RNA, 414 nt
Organism: Daldinia childiae
Lineage: Eukaryota; Fungi; Ascomycota; Sordariomycetes; Xylariales; Hypoxylaceae
Product: Acyl carrier protein, mitochondrial
Exons: 5
Coding region: 1-414 (137 amino acids)
Biological process (GO): fatty acid biosynthetic process
Cellular component (GO): mitochondrion
Molecular function (GO): acyl carrier activity; acyl binding
Source: RefSeq, a predicted model, not a curated record
AUGUUCCGCGCAGUAUUAAUUCGUACUGCCGCCACGGCGUCCCGCGCCGCUGUCGCUCGACCUAUCGCCCGAAAAGCCGUCGUCCCCGCCAGAGCUAUUUUCGCACCAGCGCCCCGACUCGCUGCCUUUCAAACCGUACGAAUGUAUUCUGCCGGCAGUGGACUGAAGAAGGAGGAGGUUGAGGGUCGUAUUCUUGGCAUUCUACAAAAUUUCGACAAGGUUAACGACCCGAGCAACCUCAAGCCUACUGCGCACUUCGCAAACGACCUAGGUCUGGAUAGCCUAGAUACAGUGGAGGUUGUUAUGGCGAUAGAAGAGGAAUUCAGCAUUGAGAUUCCUGACAAGGACGCAGAUGGUAUUCACAGUGUGAACCAGGCUGUAGAGUACAUCUUGAGCCAGCCUGAUGCGAACUAA